AAUCACAAAAAUAGUUCAUUAUGUAGAGAUCGAUUUCCCUUUGAGAGAGCGAGAAAGUAAAGGAGUGAAUUUAUCAAAAAGGAGACUGAGUGAACCUUUGUUGCCGAAUUCAAUUAUCAAUUGCCGUUAUCAAUUAACACUAAUCAUCAUCAAUCAUCAUUCAUCAUGGCUAGUAUGGGUACACCUGCCGUUGUCAUGGACAAUGGUACUGGUUUAACUAAAUUGGGUUUCGCAGGUAAUGAUUCUCCUUCCUAUGUGUUUCCAACUGCAAUUGCAACUUCCACUGCCUCAAAAGCUACUAGAGGGGGAAGAAGUACUGCUUUAUCAUCCAAAAGAGGUCUUGAAGAUUUGGAUUUCUUCAUAGGUGAUGAAGCACUCGAAGCUGCUAAUGGUCCAAGUUAUGGAUUAUCUUAUCCUAUAAAACAUGGUCAAAUUGAAGAUUGGGAUCAUAUGGAAAGAUUCUGGGAAAGUUCAAUCUUUAAAUAUUUAAGAUGUGAACCAGAAGAUCAUUAUUUCUUAUUAACUGAACCUCCUUUAAAUCCUCCUGAAAAUAGAGAAAGUACUGCCGAAAUUAUGUUUGAAUCGUUCAAUUGUGCAGGUUUAUAUAUUGCUGUUCAAGCUGUUUUAGCAUUAGCUGCCUCAUGGACUUCUCCAAAAGUUCAAGAUAGAUCAUUGAGUGGUACAGUUAUUGAUUCAGGUGAUGGGGUAACCCAUGUUAUUCCUGUUGCUGAAGGUUAUGUUAUAGGUACUGCUAUUAAAAAUAUACCAUUAGCUGGUAGAGAUAUUACUUUAUUCAUUCAACAAUUGUUAAGAGAUCGUGGUGAAGCUGAUACUAGUUUACAAACUGCUGAAAAAAUCAAACAACAAUUCUGUUAUGUUUGUCCUGACAUAGUACAAGAAUUCAACAAAUUCGAUCAAUAUCCUCAAGAGAAAUUUGCUCAAUAUAUAGUGGAAUAUGCUGAAAGAAAGGCAACUGUUGAUGUUGGUUAUGAAAGAUUUUUAGCACCUGAAAUUUUCUUCAAUCCAGAAAUCUGUUCUUCAGAUUACUUGACUCCAUUACCAACUGUAGUUGAUUUAGUGAUUCAAGCUUCUCCAAUUGAUGUUCGUAAGAAGUUAUAUAAAAACAUUGUCUUAUCUGGAGGUUCUACUAUGUUCAAAGAUUUCGGAAAGAGAUUACAAAGAGAUUUGAAAGGUCUUGUUAACGAAAGAAUUCAAAGAAGUGAAAGAUCAAGUGGUGCCCAAAGUACUGGUGUAGAUGUUCAAGUCAUUUCCCAUAAGAAACAAAGAUACGCAGUUUGGUUUGGUGGAUCUUUAUUAGCUCAAACAGCUGAAUUCAAAAGUUACUGUUACACUAAAAGUGACUAUGAUGAAUAUGGUCCAAGCAUUGUUAGAAAUUUCUCCUUAUUCUCUGUACCAUAAUUAUAUAGAUUAGGAUAGUUAAAAGAUAAUUAAAAAAUAUAUACUAUAUUAUACGAUUUGUUAAAAAUA
Molecule: messenger RNA, 1488 nt
Organism: Scheffersomyces coipomensis
Lineage: Eukaryota; Fungi; Ascomycota; Pichiomycetes; Serinales; Debaryomycetaceae
Gene: ARP3
Product: actin-related protein 3
Exons: 1
Coding region: 166-1419 (417 amino acids)
Biological process (GO): Arp2/3 complex-mediated actin nucleation
Cellular component (GO): Arp2/3 protein complex; actin cortical patch
Molecular function (GO): actin filament binding
Source: RefSeq, a predicted model, not a curated record